Molecule: messenger RNA, 4659 nt
Organism: Plectropomus leopardus (leopard coralgrouper)
Lineage: Eukaryota; Metazoa; Chordata; Actinopteri; Perciformes; Serranidae
Gene: atp1b2b
Product: ATPase Na+/K+ transporting subunit beta 2b
Biological process (GO): intracellular sodium ion homeostasis; sodium ion export across plasma membrane; potassium ion import across plasma membrane
Cellular component (GO): sodium:potassium-exchanging ATPase complex
Molecular function (GO): ATPase activator activity
Source: RefSeq, a predicted model, not a curated record
CUCAUCAAAACUCUGCGGCAUGCAGACAAGAGCUGGGGGGGAGGGCACAUAGGCUACUAGGUCUGCGCUGGAGUGUAGGAUUGCUACCUCUGACUAAAACUAUCCAUCUUUGUGUUAUCAGAUUGACUUCUUUCGCGUUCAUUCAUUCGUGCGUCUUGGUUGAUUGCCUAUCAUCUCGCUUAGCCGCGGUGGUACAGUAACUCUCUCUCCCUCCCUCUCUCCUCUCCAUCUCUGCCGUCUGGCUAAUUGUUUCUGUUUCGCGUUAGUGCGCGUUUAUUAGAGCUCUAGGGUCUUAACUUUUAUGACAAAAUGGCAAAGGAUGGAGAAAAAAACGGCUGGAAGGAAUUUAUAUGGAACCCGAGGACGAGGGAGUUUCUGGGCAGGACGGCGAGCAGCUGGGGUCUUAUUCUUCUCUUCUAUGUAAUUUUCUACAUCUUCCUGGCCGGCUUGUUUGCACUCACUAUGUAUGUAAUGCUGCAGACUUUGGACGACCACAAACCCACCUGGCAGGACAGGCUCUCCACACCAGGCAUGGUGAUUAGACCCAAAGCAGAUGAGACCUACGAGAUUGUCUAUAAGAUCCAGAACACUGAGAGCUGGGACAUGUACGCUCAGGCCCUGGACAGGUUCCUGGCACCCUACAACAAUUCCGUCCAGGCCCAGAAAAAUGACGAGUGCACCCCGGACAAGUACUUUGUACAGGAGGAUAGUGGCGAUGUCAAGAACAACCCCAAGCGCUCCUGUCAGUUCAACCGCACCAUUCUGGAGGACUGCUCUGGAAUCAAUGACCGUUACUAUGGAUACCAGGACGGCAAGCCAUGCAUCAUCAUCAAGAUGAAUCGGGUGAUUGGGAUGCUGCCAGGAAAGGACGGACAGGCUCCGUAUGUCACCUGUGGUGCAAAGAAAGAAGACUCUGACAAAAUUGGAGAAUUGAUGUACUUCCCUCCCAAUGGCACUUUCAACCUUAUGUACUACCCUUACUAUGGCAAGAAAGCUCAGGUGAACUACUCCCAGCCUUUGGUCGCCGUCAAGUUCCUUAACAUUACUGCCAAUCAAGAUGUCAACAUCGAGUGCAAGAUCAACGCCAACAACAUUCCCCUCGGAAAUGAAAGAGACAAGUUUGCCGGAAGAGUGUCUUUCAAGCUGAGGAUCAACACUGUUAAUUAGGUUGACCAUUAUUCCUCUCCUGAAAACUACUUUCUUCAUUCUCUGCAACAUUGCACAUACACAGAAACAAAUUUCAGUAUUCACACCCUUCAUAGGAUUUGUUUACAACCCCUCCAGAUUUUGGGGGACAAUAUUUGUCCAGUUGUGCGAUGAGAUGGCGCAAGAACAAAAAGGGUGGCAAUCCUGUCAUUAUUUCUGUCUGUGAGCUUUGGGACAAAAUUCUUUUCUGUAAAUUAGUUUGAGGUGACGUCUAUUUAUACUGCAUGACAAAACUAGGGGAUGUAAAGGACGUGAACAUGUGUUUUCAGAGUUUGCAAGGAUCAGCAACAUUAACACUUUACUGCUGCUCCCCUCCUGCCGCCUCCUUACAGAGUCUCCCUCUAUAUAUGAAUAUACACAAAUUACAAUACAAAAUGUGUAUAUCUACAGUAUUUAUACGGUAUCAUAACCUUAUAUCAGUACGUCUAUUUUGUUGCACUUAAAAGAAUAAUCCAACAGACUCGUGUAUAUCUUGAUGGAUGGAUGCAGAGAUGAAGCCAUUUUGCAUGUGUGUAUCGUCUUUCGUGUGCUAUGACGGCAGGAGGCCCCUCGUGUCCCACCUCUCUGCUAAGUGUGAAAUAAGGUUUCGUUAAACCACUGACCACCAGGAGGGGCCACACUGUAAUCUACUACACACAGCAAGUGUGCAUUUCACAUACAUCUAUAAAAAAACAGGAGUUACAGCAGAGGUUGAAACCUUUAAGAGUGUGUGUGUUUGUGCAUGUGUGUGUGUGUGUGUGUGUGUGUGUGUGUGUGUGUUUUCACGUGUGAUCCAUUGUCAGAUCCCAUUUCAUACUGUAGGUCGGGAAAUUGCAUGCAAUGUGCAAUAUUCAUUAAGUGGCAUACAUUAUGAAUGCCUGAUUCCAUUUGUCGGAUGAGGAGACUUCCAUUAAAUGAUAAUUAUUUUGGAUCAUUUGAUAUUCACGCUGGUUGUUGGACCUGAGAGCAGCCGGUGAAACACACGUGCUGGGAAUGUUCAAAUCGACGCCACUGGUGUCAAAUAAAUUAUGAAAGGAGACAUCAGUCAUGUUUCAGAUGACUUACAUUUCCCGAGUUUGACCGACACCAAAACUCCCAUUCAGCUCCCAACCAACCAUCUGAAUAUCAAAUGAAUACCUCAACAAUGAUCCUCCUGCUGCACGAUGGCGUUACGUUCCCUGUCAUUGUGUCUAUAAUUGUAUUCCUAAAGCUGAACCAAGAGCCAUUUUCUUGUGUCUCAAUUUUUAAUCAUUUUAUUUAGAGGUUUUUCUUUUUUUUUUGCGUGCAUUGCAUCUAUUUCAUAUGUAUCAGAAAUAGAUGCCAUUGUCAUAUUAUAUUUUGUAUUGAUUUGCACUGGAGGUGUGCUUUGAAUAUAUUUCUGUACAGUUUUUGGAGGAGUUUUUGGAGGAUGUAGAAAGUUUGUGUUUGUUCCCUUUCUUUAAUCUACACCCAUUAUCAUCCUCUCAGAUGUUAACCCAGGAUAAUCAAAAUGUAUAGUUUACAUAAUGGUGACUAGAAUAUGUGAGUGGGUAGUUUUGUUUUAGAGUCCUGUAGGAAGAUGAACAAAACUGGAGAUUGCGACCUUGACCAAAUAGAAAAAAAAUGUCAUUGAAUUUGUUGUUUUCUCGUAGUGUUCCACUGUUGUAUGAAUCAAUCAGAAGGCAUCACGAUAACUAGAGUUUGAAUAACCAACCUGUUGAAAAAUCCUAGAUUAGGCCUGAGUAUGGUGCUGUUUACUUAACGUGCAUUCACUGUGCAGUAAAGGCACACAGCGUUGUGAGGAACACCUGUAAAUGUUGAGAAAUCUGUGGAGUCACAGUUGUAUUUUUCUUUUUCUUUUUUUUUUAAAUCUCAGGCGUAUUACUCUGGCACGGCUGCAAAAUUGUACCACUGUGAUGCUGCCAUGUCAUCACAGCAAAACACAAGCAUCUGUUCGCUCACAUUAAGGUCUGGCUCGACUCCACUGUUUAAUUUCUCUCUGAGCCGUGUGUUUCUCUCACAAAUAUCGACCUCAUUUAUCUGAUUUGAGAAUCUUGAGUUUCUGAUCUAUAUCCGAAAGGUAAUUCAUAAUGAAGGAUGUGCUCCACCAGUUAUCUGAGGCUUUUUUUUUUCUUUCUUUCUUUUUAUGACCGUCCACUGAGAAGUUCACAUGUAUUUCUCCUCUGGCAUUCCUGCAACACUUACUUAAUUUCGCUGUAAUCUCUUAAUCUGGUCAGAUAAUCCAGAGCAGGCAUGCUCAACUUCUUUACCCUACUUUGUCACUCCUCCUCUGUGAAUCACUGUCUUCAAAACGUAUAAAACAAAGCUCAUUUUUCAGUCCUAUUUUACCCCAAUCAUUCUCAAAUCGACCACAACAAGGCAAAUAAAACAUUCUGCUCCAUCACCUAAUUGGACAUCCUUGUUUUGCUCAUGUGCAUGUGAAGAUUAGUUCUUCAACCAAAGAUCUCCAUGACAGUCUAAAGUUAAUUUACUGCAUUGACACAUCCUCGGCAGAGAUAAUGUAGGAUCCAGGUGGAGGGUUAAACACCCUGUGUUAUUAAAAGGCCUACUCUUAUAUAAUAAUGGAAAUCAUACGCACAAAAGGUGUUUCACUACAACAUAACAGUGCCUCCUGGUGGACAGACAGUGUUGUUCCCCAGUGUCACAGAAUGUUAUUUCCUGUUAUCUCCAUGUUUUCUGUGAUAAUUUGGAGAUGUCCUCAAAAAAAAAGCAAUAUAUUUAUUUCUUAUGUGGCUGUAUGAUGUAAUGAUUUGAAAGCCUGUCACAAAAUCAGUGUGUCAUCAGGAAGAAAUAGGAGAGAACGUUUAGAUAUUGCAGUCAGGCAGUUUUGCCAGUGUGCAUUAUCACGAUGGAGUAUUAUAAAAAGUGUUGUUUUAUUCAUAAAAAGAGUAUUUUUACUGCUAUUUUGUUGUAAAAAGGAGAGAAUGUAUGGGCUUGGAUUGUAUUGUGUCAUGGGAGCUACCUGGUAGGUUUUCAGCAUUUAAUUCUAAGAAUGGCAAAAUGUUGGUUGGAAAAGGUUGUUUUUUUUUUUUAAAUGUAGAAACAUAUUUUCUCAUGAGUCCUUUCUAAUUCCUUUAAUUGAUGAAAGUUCUCUGAACACUGGGGUCUAUUGUGUCAGAAUUAACAGUCAUUAGAUGUUUGUUGGUAGUGAACACAUCAGAGAGAGCUGUCAGAGAACUUUCAAGUUCAACACGGUCCAACACAAAUGUCACAGAGAGUCUAAUAAUCAUGUUUCAAAUAAUUUCAGCAAACCUCACAACUCCCACCUAUCCCCCUUUCGUCUUAAAUCGUAUUAUUGCCUAAGACUGUGGUGCAAGGAUAGUUCAAGAGAGAAAUCCAUAGCAUUUGUUGAGAUGCUCUCACCCCCAAAAGGAUGAUAAUUCUACUCUGGAUCUUUAUUUUUUGCUCUUACUGUAUGUAUAUUUUUGCUCAUGUUUACUGCAAACCAAGAUAGAGAAAUAAAUAAAUGUCAUU